Messenger RNA from Engraulis encrasicolus (European anchovy), 2867 nucleotides. RefSeq names its product angiopoietin-related protein 2-like. The coding region runs from base 1174 to 2754 and encodes 526 amino acids. The transcript has 10 exons. NCBI's taxonomy places the organism in Eukaryota, Metazoa, Chordata, Actinopteri, Clupeiformes, Engraulidae. The record is from RefSeq and is a predicted model, not a curated record.
AGUAAGGCAGAGGUGAUAGCUGCAGGCAGCACAGACUCACACACACUCUCUCACUCUCUCUCUCUCACACACACAUUCACUCUCUCACACACUCACAGUCGCUCUCUCUCUCUCUCUUUUACCCACACCAAUUCACACACAUACACACACACACACAGAGGGGGCUUAGGGGGCAUCUAUUUUAAAACAUACACUAGUUAAGAACAAGACAAACAACACACACAAACACAAACACAAACACACAGAGACACUCUGUUUCACUCACCUUUGACACACUCACACACUCAACACACAAACUCUUAAAACACACACACACACACACUCUCUCUCUCUCUCUCUCUUUUAUCUACUGCUAAGACUUCUUUGUGCUGAGUGAAGUCCUCAGACAGAGCAGGAGAGGACACAAGAGAAGAAGAGAGAAGAGGAGAGGAGAGGAGAAGGAGAAUACAAGACAAAGAACAGAGGAGAAAAGAGGAGAAAAGAAAAGAAGAGAGAAGAGAAGAGUAUCAGAGAGGAGUGUGAAAGGGCCACUACAGGAGCUGCCGUACGGAUUUGGAGGCUUUACUCCCCACUUCCAGGAUUUCACUGGGGAGAGUGUGUGCAAGUGUGUGUGUGUGUGAGUGAGUGAGUGUGUGUGCGAUUGUGUGUGUGAGUGUAUUUGUGUGUGUGUUUGACCGCCAUUGCUCUGGGCUAUCUCUUGGAGAGGAAGCCGAAGAGCAGAGAGCAGAGGACAGGAGAGGACAACACACACACACACACACACACACACACAGACAGAUACAGACGGAGGAGACUAUCCACACACACACACACACACACAAGCCGCAGACCGGAGACUAUCCACACACACACACACACACUAUCCAGACAAACAGAUCCCGUCUCGGACCUGGGAAGACGUGUGGACCUUAUCCCCCAGUGAGCUCCAGGGAGGAGGGGGUGCAGUGCUGUUAGGCUCCCCAGGAGGAGAUGGCUUUGUCUGGGCACACCACUCUGCUGACUGCCCUGGGACUCUGAGGACCUACACACUUACACUGAGCUCCGGGAUACACACAAAGCCAAGCCAAGCCAAGGGGACCACUACAGGUCCAGAGAGGCGUCAGUACCAGAGGGAGCGAGUGUCUGUGUGUGUGAGUCUGUGAGUGUGUGUGUGUCUGUGAGUGUGUGUGAGCGAUGAGGAUGGAUUCCCCUGCGUGUGUGACAUUGCUACUACUGCUGCUGUGCAGCCAGUCAAGCCUGGGGUCAAAGGUGAAAGUUGAGGAGAUCCAGAGCAGCGAGGAGUUCGCCGGGCAGGAGGGCGGGGCCGACUUCCUGGAGGCGGGGCCUGAUGGGGAGAGUGGGCGUGUCCGUCGUGCGGUGCCCAAUGAGGCGGCGUCUGCGGACAGCAAGUGCUCGUACACCUUCAUCGUGCCCCAGAAGAAGGUGACCGGGGCCAUCUGCGUAUCCUCAAAGGAGCCAGAGGGGGGCGCUGGGGGACUGCGCGUACACAAGAGGGAACUGGAGGUGUUGAACGGGGAGCUUCAGAAACAGAAGCGUCAGAUCGAGACACUGCAGACCCUGGUGGAGGUGGAUGGUGGUGUGGUUAACGAGGUGAAGUUGCUUCGUAAGGAGAGUCGCAACAUGAACGCCCGCGUCACCCAGCUGUACAUGCAGCUGCUGCACGAGAUCAUACGCAAGAGGGACACAGCGUUGGAGUUGUCUCAGCUGGAGAAUCGCAUCCUCAACCAGACCGCUGCCAUGCUGACCCUGACCACACGCUACAGAGACCUGGAGCACCAGUACCAGCACCUGGCGUCUCUGGCCAAUAACCAGUCAGCGCUCAUCGCCCGUAUGGAGGAGCAGUGUGGUGGGACAGGACAGCGCCACCCAGUGGUGCCUCCCAGACAGCAGCCUCAGCCACAGCCCAGAGCACCACCACCCCCACCGCCACAGCCCCAGGCCCCUCCCAUUAAGCCUUAUAAGCCGCCUACCUAUCGUAAGGAGCAAAUCACCAACGAGAUACAGAGCGACCAGAACCCCAAGGUCCCGCCCCCUCUACCCACAAUGCCAAGCGGCACUCACACUAACUCAACCACCGACAUGCCCUCAGGUCCAUUUAAAGAUUGUCUCCACGCAUUAGAAGAGGGCCACAGCGGUUCUGGGAUGCGUCUGGUCCAGCCCGAGGCGUCGGGUCGCCUGAUGCAGGUGUGGUGUGAUCAGCGCCAGGACCCGGGCGGCUGGACACUCAUCCAGAGACGCCAGGACGGCUCAGUCAACUUCUUCAGGAACUGGGAGACCUACAAGCAAGGUUUUGGCAACAUAGAUGGGGAGUACUGGCUUGGUCUGGAGAACAUCUACUCGUUGACCAAUCAGGGCAACUACAAGCUGCUGGUCACGCUAGAGGACUGGGCGGGGCGCAAGGUGUUCGCCGAGUACGCCAGCUUCCGAUUGGAGGACGAGAGCGACUUCUACCGACUCCGCGUGGGCCGCUACCAUGGCAACGCCGGCGACUCGCUCACCUGGCACAACGGCAAGCAGUUCACCACCUUGGACCGAGACCACGACGUAUACACAGGUAACUGUGCCCACUACCAGAAGGGGGGGUGGUGGUAUAACUCGUGUGCCCACUCCAACCUGAACGGCGUGUGGUACCGCGGGGGCCACUACCGCAGCCGAUACCAAGAUGGCGUCUACUGGGCCGAGUUCCGGGGCGGAGCCUACUCCCUCAAGAAGGUGGUGAUGAUGAUACGACCCAACCCAGACGCCUUCCACUAGAGAAACGACCCAACCCCGACCCAACCCAGACGCCUUCCACUAGAGAAACGACCCAACCCUGACCCAACCCAGACGCCUUCCACUAGAGAAACGACCCAACCCCGACCCAACCC